Messenger RNA from Ahaetulla prasina, 5169 nucleotides. It is a transcript of the gene TRPM3, whose product is annotated as transient receptor potential cation channel subfamily M member 3. Gene Ontology annotation, molecular function: monoatomic cation channel activity. Gene Ontology annotation, cellular component: membrane. Lineage: Eukaryota; Metazoa; Chordata; Lepidosauria; Squamata; Colubridae. The transcript is spliced from 26 exons. Gene Ontology annotation, biological process: protein tetramerization; monoatomic cation transmembrane transport. The coding region runs from base 1 to 5004 and encodes 1667 amino acids. The record is from RefSeq and is a predicted model, not a curated record.
AUGUGCCUAGAUUUAUCCUUAAAGGCUCAGAAGUCAUGGAUAGAGAGAGCAUUUUACAAAAGGGAAUGCGUCCAUAUAAUACCCAGCACCAAAGACCCCCAUAGGUGUUGCUGUGGGCGCCUAAUAGGUCAACAUGUGGGACUUACUCCAAGUAUCUCCAUUAUUCAGAAUGAGAAAAAUGAAAGCCGGCUCGCUCGAAAUGACAUCCAGUCAGAGAAGUGGUCAAUCGGCAAGCACACACAACUCAGCCCGACGGACGCCUUUGGAACCAUUGAGUUUCAAGGAGGUGGUCACUCAAAUAAAGCCAUGUAUGUGCGGGUGUCUUUUGACACAAAACCUGAUCUUCUUCUACACUUGAUGACCAAGGAAUGGCAGCUUGAACUACCGAAACUCCUCAUCUCAGUACAUGGAGGUCUCCAGAAUUUUGAGCUGCAACCAAAACUCAAACAAGUAUUUGGGAAAGGCCUCAUUAAAGCUGCUAUGACAACUGGAGCAUGGAUAUUUACAGGCGGAGUAAAUACAGGAGUUAUUCGGCAUGUUGGCGAUGCACUGAAAGACCAUGCUUCAAAAUCUAGAGGAAAGAUCUGCACUAUUGGAAUAGCUCCCUGGGGAAUUGUAGAAAAUCAGGAGGACCUGAUUGGCAAGGAUGUAGUCCGACCGUAUCAAACAAUGUCCAAUCCAAUGAGUAAGCUGACAGUACUCAACAGUAUGCAUUCUCAUUUUAUUCUGGCUGAUAAUGGAACCACAGGAAAAUAUGGUGCAGAGGUUAAACUUCGCAGACAGUUGGAAAAGCACAUCUCCCUUCAGAAGAUAAAUACAAGGAUUGGUCAAGGAGUACCAGUAGUGGCCCUCAUUGUAGAAGGUGGACCCAAUGUCAUCUCCAUCGUCCUGGAAUAUCUGCGUGAUACACCCCCAGUUCCAGUUGUAGUAUGUGAUGGGAGUGGCCGAGCAUCUGACAUCCUUGCAUUUGGUCACAAAUACUCAGAAGAAGGAGGGCUUAUCAAUGAAUCUCUAAGAGACCAAUUACUUGUUACUAUCCAGAAAACCUUCACCUACACUCGGACACAGGCUCAGCAUCUCUUCAUAAUCCUUAUGGAAUGCAUGAAAAAGAAGGAACUGAUUACAGUAUUUCGCAUGGGGUCAGAAGGACACCAAGAUAUUGAUCUGGCCAUCUUGACAGCUUUGUUAAAAGGAGCAAAUGCCUCUGCUCCAGAUCAACUGAGUUUGGCAUUAGCUUGGAACAGGGUAGACAUUGCUCGCAGCCAGAUUUUUAUUUAUGGACAACAGUGGCCGGUGGGGUCCCUUGAACAGGCAAUGUUGGAUGCCUUGGUGUUAGACAGAGUGGAUUUUGUGAAGUUACUCAUAGAAAAUGGAGUAAGCAUGCAUCGUUUUCUCACCAUCUCCAGACUAGAAGAGCUGUAUAAUACGAGACAUGGGCCAUCCAACACUUUGUAUCACCUUGUCAGAGAUGUCAAAAAGCGUGAAUAUCCAGGUUUCGGUUGGAUCUAUUUUAAGGGAAACCUACCACCAGACUAUAGGAUAAGUCUAAUUGAUAUUGGCCUGGUGAUUGAGUACCUGAUGGGAGGAGCUUAUCGCUGUAAUUAUACUCGAAAACGCUUCCGAACACUCUAUCACAACUUAUUUGGCCCCAAGAGACCCAAGGCCCUAAAACUUCUGGGAAUGGAGGAUGAUGUUCCACUACGGAGGGGAAGAAAGACCACUAAGAAACGAGAAGAGGAAGUGGAUAUAGACCUAGAUGAUCCUGAGAUUAACCAUUUCCCUUUCCCCUUUCAUGAACUGAUGGUAUGGGCUGUGCUGAUGAAGCGCCAGAAGAUGGCUCUUUUCUUCUGGCAACAUGGAGAGGAAGCCAUGGCCAAGGCUCUGGUAGCCUGCAAACUUUGCAAAGCGAUGGCCCAUGAAGCAUCUGAAAAUGAUAUGGUGGAUGACAUAUCUCAGGAACUUAAUCACAACUCCAGAGAUUUUGGCCAACUGGCAGUAGAGCUGCUGGACCAAUCCUACAAGCAGGAUGAACAGCUGGCUAUGAAACUGCUGACAUAUGAGUUGAAGAACUGGAGCAAUGCCACAUGCCUGCAACUUGCAGUGGCAGCCAAGCAUCGAGAUUUCAUCGCACACACAUGUAGCCAAAUGCUACUCACAGAUAUGUGGAUGGGGAGGCUUCGGAUGCGCAAAAACUCAAGUCUAAAGGUAAUUCUAGGAAUUCUACUUCCUCCUUCAAUUCUCAGCUUGGAGUUCAAAAACAAAGAUGAUAUGCCUUACAUGUCUCAGGCUCAAGAGAUCCAUCUGCAAGAAAAAGAGCCGGAAGAGCCAGAAAAAACAGUAAAAGAAAAAGAAGAGGAAGAUAUGGAACUCACAGCAAUGUUGGGACGGAGCAAUGGAGAGUCAUCAGCAAGAAAGAAGGAGGAGGAGGAAGUUCAGAACAGACAUAGAUUGAUCCCCUUUGGACGUAAAAUCUAUGAGUUCUACAAUGCACCAAUUGUUAAAUUUUGGUUCUAUACUAUGUCUUACAUUGGAUACCUGAUGCUGUUUAAUUAUAUCGUUUUGGUGAAAAUGGAGCGUUGGCCUUCCAUGCAAGAGUGGAUAGUUAUCUCAUACAUAUUUACAAUGGGAAUAGAAAAGAUGAGAGAGAUAUUGAUGUCAGAACCUGGGAAACUACUGCAGAAGGUGAAGGUGUGGCUUCAAGAAUACUGGAAUGUUACCGAUCUUAUUGCCAUCCUCUUAUUCUCGGUGGGCAUGGUGCUUCGCCUGCAGGAUCUGCCGCUCAGGAGUGAUGGUCGUGUCAUAUAUUGUGUCAACAUUAUUUACUGGUAUAUCCGAUUGUUAGACAUCUUCGGGGUGAACAAAUAUUUGGGGCCAUAUGUAAUGAUGAUUGGGAAAAUGAUGAUAGACAUGAUGUAUUUUGUCAUUAUUAUGUUGGUGGUUCUGAUGAGUUUUGGUGUUGCAAGGCAAGCAAUUCUCUUCCCCAACGAAGAGCCAUCAUGGAAACUGGCAAAAAAUAUUUUUUACAUGCCCUAUUGGAUGAUCUAUGGGGAAGUGUUUGCAGACCAGAUAGACCCUCCUUGCGGUCAAAACGAAACUAGAGAAGAUGGUAAAAUAAUUCAGCUUCCUCCCUGCAAAACAGGAGCGUGGAUCGUUCCUGCCAUAAUGGCUUGCUAUCUUUUGGUUGCAAACAUCCUUCUGGUGAAUUUACUGAUUGCAGUUUUUAACAACACGUUUUUUGAAGUUAAGUCUAUAUCAAACCAGGUAUGGAAGUUUCAGAGAUAUCAGCUUAUUAUGACCUUCCAUGAAAGACCAGUCUUACCCCCUCCGCUAAUCAUCUUCAGUCACAUGACCAUGAUAUUUCAGCACAUAUGCUGUAGAUGGCGGAAACACGACAGCGAUCCAGACGAAGCAGACUAUGGGCUCAAACUUUUUAUAACAGAUGAUGAACUGAAGAAGGUUCAUGAUUUUGAAGAACAGUGCAUAGAAGAAUAUUUCAGAGAGAAAGACGAUAGAUUUAAUUCUUCCAAUGAUGAGAGAAUCCGUGUAACUUCUGAAAGAGUAGAGAAUAUGGCAAUGCGAUUAGAGGAAGUGAACGAACGAGAGCAUUGCAUGAAGGCCUCGCUUCAGACUGUCGAUAUACGGCUUGCUCAGUUGGAAGAUAUGAUUGGGCGAAUGGCCACAGCACUGGACAAAAUUAGUGGCGUGGACAAAGGAGAGGCCAGUAAGAUACGGUCUCGAACAUCUUCUGACUGUACUGACGCAGCUUACAUUGUGAGACAAAGUAGCUUCAACAGCCAGGAAGGGAACACAUACAAACUUCAAGAGAGUAUUGAUCCCACGGGGGAAGAAUCCAUGUCCCCCACCUCUCCAACCUUAACACCUCGACUGCGAAGUCACUCCUUCUAUACGAUGAAUAUGAAGGAGAAGGGUGGGCUUGAGAAAUUUGAAAGUAUUUUGAAAGAACGGUCUCUGAGCCUUCAUCGUGCCACUAGCUCUCACUCAGUCUCAAAAGAACCAAAAGUUUCAUUAAUGCCUGUAAGCACUUUGUCUAUUGCUCCAGAUUCUCGGAGGCCUUCCUCUUGCAUUGAUAUUUAUGUGUCUGCCAUGGAUGAGCUGCAGUCGGGAAUAGAGCCCCUGGACAGUUCCAUGAACAUCCUUGGGACCGGAGACCCCACUCUUCAAGCUCAGAUAACUUCCAGCAUUCUCUCGAGUAGUGCUUAUGUCAGUGGUACCUCUGGGGAUAGAAUCUCAGGCAGAAGUAUUGAGUAUGAAGAGCCUUCUUCGCUGGAAACGAGGGUGUUUUCUUCAGAUUAUUCCCAAAUUACAGACAGCCAAAACCCCUGGGAAUUGGAUCCCCCCCUAUAUCACACCUUAGAGCGUUCUAAAAGUAGUCGCUACCUGGCUACAAGCCCCUUUAUUUUAGAAGAGGCACCUAUAGUAAAAUCUCAUAGUUUUAUGUUCUCUCCUUCCCGGAGUUAUUUCAGCAGCCUCGGAGUACCGGUUAAAACAGCAGAGUACACUAGCAUUACCGACUGCAUUGAUACAAGGUGUGUCAGUGCUCCUCAAACCAUUGCAGAAAGGUCAAGUUUUCCUGGGACCCAUGGAGAUAAGCUGGAUGAUUUGGGAUGCUGCCAUCCAGAGAGGGAAGCAGAACUAAGUCACCCAAGUUCUGACAAUGAGGACAAUGAAGCCAAAGACAAAAAAGCAGUUUCCUUGUCACCUCAAGAUAGCAAUACAUCUAGGACCUUGUCUAACAAUAUUCUGCUUCCUAAAAUAGAGCGGGCCAAUAGUUAUUCUGCAGAUGAAUCCAACUUACUCUACGUGCACACACGGAAAAGCUACUCCAUCAGUGACAAACUUGAUAGGCAGCGCAAUGCGGCCAGCCUUCGAAAUACAUUUCAGAGGAGCAAGUCAUCCAAACCAGAAAGUACAGGAGACACCUUGUCAAUGAGGAGACUCUCUAGAACAGGUGCAUUCCGGAGCUUUGAGAGCAAAUAUUGCUAGAGAUGACAUCUGCUCUUUGAUCCUUCUCUUGAGCAGAAUGAAGUAACCUCAGAUUAUGAUGUGUCAGCAAAAAGCUGGCUUCUACCACCAGUCAAAUUAGCCCUCUUUAAUCUCUGUGCCAGCCACCGAGAUUCUGCCUCUUGACCCAGUUGGCAUUUGCACUUA